Messenger RNA from Orbilia oligospora ATCC 24927, 1935 nucleotides. RefSeq lists its product as uncharacterized. Lineage: Eukaryota; Fungi; Ascomycota; Orbiliomycetes; Orbiliales; Orbiliaceae. The transcript has a single exon. Gene Ontology annotation, biological process: nucleobase-containing compound metabolic process. The coding region runs from base 1 to 1935 and encodes 644 amino acids. Gene Ontology annotation, molecular function: nucleic acid binding; 3'-5' exonuclease activity. The record is from RefSeq and is a predicted model, not a curated record.
AUGAGUAAGCGGUUUUCAGAUGCCUCACCUACUGGUCUCAGACCCUCUGCUCCAGCUUUUGAACCUGGGGGUACCGGCGCCAUACGGUCUUCAGCACAACCAGUAUCGCCAAAUGAUCAACUACAUCCAUUCGAGCAGCCAUCUGAAGAACAGUCCGAGUCAGAAUUCGGCCAGCAGUCUGAGCAGCAGUCUGACCAAGACUCUGAGCAACUGUCCGAACAGCCAUAUGAACCGCGACCUUACGAAAGGCCGUCAUCUGACCCUCCAGAUAGGCCAGUAUGUGGGUCGCCUAUUAGGAGGACGUCAUCUGGGCCCCCAGACGUCUAUGGACUUUUUUCCGGGCCUCCACCUGGGCUCCCACCGGGUUUCUCACCUGAACUAUCUUCUAGUCAGCUAUCCGAUGACAUAUCGCCAUCAGGGCCCUCUUCCGGGCUCCCACCCAGCUGGCAAUCACCUGAACUACCAUCUGGGCAGCCAUCCGACGAUAUGUCACCACCUCAACCUCCAAUUGAGCCUCGGCAAGCUGAUUCGCCGUCAUUUGGGACUCAACGUCAGUCACCAUCCAACCGGAUACCAUACUCAGGGCUUCCAUCCAUUCAUAACCCAUCAUUUGCGCCUGCAUCUGCGCCGUCAUAUGUGCCACACCAUACGCCACCAUCCAGUCAUACACCCGUAUCUAGGACUCAAUCUCAACCGCCAUAUACGCGUACGCCGUAUUACGGGCCGCCAUCAGCCCAUAGGCCGCAGUUUAGGCAACUAGCACCCCUAGACACAAGCAUACCUAGCACGCACUUUCAGCAAUCUCCGGAAGAUGAUCCUGACCUACCAUUUACACCGGUCACCCCGGUUCACCAAACUAUCCCUCUCCAGCCAGCCGUUCAACCGAUAGCAAAUGCACCGCCAGGUCUAACGCCCGGAAUUUUGAGCCCACCCCUCGCUUCGCCGUCCGCCUCAUCUCACCCCGCCAACACUCAAAACAUAGCCAGUGCUCAAACCACCAACUCCACUGUUUCGACCCCUGGCAAUGAGAAAUCUGCGGGCAGUGUUUCAAACCCAAUGGAAGUAUCACCACAGCAGUCAGAAGCGGGACGAAGCACAAACAGUCCAACAACAUCAACUCAAGCUUCUUUCUUCCCUGAUAACGUUGGAUAUACACCCCACUUCUGGAUCUGCCAGCCUUCCCAGGUUGGCAACCUCGUGGAUAUCAUCUGUAAUGUCCCCGCAAGAGUUCCAAAACUACCAUCGAUUUGCUUAGGUGUCAAAGGCUAUAAACUCUCUCGAUAUGGAACGGUCGCCCUGAUUACAAUCUACCUCUCAGCUAGAGGGAUUACUUAUGUAGUAGAUAUCCACACAUUGGGAGUAGAAGCAUUCAUUACACCCGGUUCAACGUUUAGGGACACAACUCUGAAAAAAAUCCUUGAAGACCCCCAAAUUUGUCUAAUCAUGUUCGACUGUCGAAACGCCAACGAUGCAAUCUUCAAUAAAUUCGAUGUCUAUUUACGUGGCGUCAUCGAUCUACAAUUAAUAGAACUCGCAUUAACUCAACAACGUGAUAGAAGAUACCUGAAAAGCCUAGACACCGCUCUAGAUCAGUCGCGUGUACUUUCGCCAGCACAGAUGGAUCGGUGGAAGCGUUUUAGAGAAAUCGGCGAGACUCUUUUGGCACCGUCAGAUGGGAUAUGCGCUUUUCAUGAUAGACCUGUUCGACCUGAUAUCUUAGAAUAUUGUGUUCAAGAUGUUGUUUACCUGACGGGGGUAUAUUGGAAUUUGUUUCGUCAGUUACGUUCUUCGAAAAACCAUUCGGUGUGGCAGCAAAGAAUUGAAAAGGAGACGAACAAUAGGUUGGCUCUUGCUAGGGAUCCGUGUUAUGAUGGACUUAGAACGCAAGAUUGGAUGCGUAUGGCGCCAAGUUCUUGGGCUGUUUAUAACGAUUGA